AUGCUCACACAAGACCAAUGUGACCAGGCAUUCCCCGAUCUAUACGCCGAACUUGAUCGCGCCAGGGAUGAUCGCAAAUCUCGUCCAAUAUCUCUCAAGGAACUGGAUGCGAUCCCAGCCCGAAAUGGAUACAUUCGAGCUAUGAUAUAUGAUCAGCAGUUGUAUGUGAUCGACAAGGAAGGCUCCAUUUGGUCCCGAGAAAAAGCUACACUGUCUGCGAUAAAUCGAGCGAUCCUUUCAUCGCCAGAGCCGCUCCCUAAUAUUGAAUUCGCUUUCAAUACAGACGACUCGGUUGAUGAAUUACCCCUCUGGGGAUACGCCCGUCGCGCAAAAGACAAGUCUAUCUGGCUGAUCCCGGAUUUCGGAUACUGGUCCUGGCCAGAGACUAAAGCUGGGUCUACACGCGAAGUUCAAGCCAAGGCUGAAUGGGCGGAAGAGGAAGGGCUGACUUGGAGUAAUAAAACUGCCAAGCUGCUCUGGCGUGGAGUGCCGAUCAUGGGCCCAACGAUCCGGGAUAAGCUUAUUCAAGUGACGAAAAACAAGUCCUGGGCGGAUGUGAAGGCCCUUGUGUGGAACGACAAGGACAGUCUGAAAAAUGACUACAAGACUAUGCCGCAGCACUGUGAGUAUCAAUAUGUCGCGCAGACAGAAGGGAAUACGUACUCUGGCCGUCUGAAGUAUCUCCAGAGUUGCAGGAGUGUGGUUGUCUCGCACGAGCUGGAGUGGAUCCAGCACUACUAUCAUCUUAUGAAGUCGUCAGGGCCCGAGCAAAACUUCGUCCAGGUGAGGCGUGACUGGUCAGAUUUGGAACAACAGAUGCAGCAACUUUUGUCUCAUGAUGAUGAGGCCAGACGAAUUGCGGAUAACAGCGUUCAAAUUUUCCGCGAGAGGUAUCUCACUCCUGCAGCGGAGGUGUGCUACUGGCGUCGGUUGGUGCGGGAGUGGAAGAAGGUCAUCGAUUUCGAGCCUGAAUUCUUCAAAAUGGUGGAUGGGAAGAAGGAAUGGAGAGGUAUUUCCGUGGAGAGUUUCUUAUUGAUGGGAGAGGUGGAGUAUGAUCCCCGGUGA
This is a messenger RNA of Penicillium samsonianum, 1065 nucleotides long. Its product is annotated as CAZyme family GT90. The transcript is spliced from 2 exons. Lineage: Eukaryota; Fungi; Ascomycota; Eurotiomycetes; Eurotiales; Aspergillaceae. The record is from RefSeq and is a predicted model, not a curated record. The coding region runs from base 1 to 1065 and encodes 354 amino acids.